Halteromyces radiatus is the source of this 898-nucleotide messenger RNA. Its product is annotated as P-loop containing nucleoside triphosphate hydrolase protein. The transcript has 3 exons. Lineage: Eukaryota; Fungi; Mucoromycota; Mucoromycetes; Mucorales; Cunninghamellaceae. The coding region runs from base 125 to 781 and encodes 218 amino acids. The record is from RefSeq and is a predicted model, not a curated record.
GUUCUUUUGUGUCUUUGUUUGUUUAUUAUAAAGAUCUUUAUUAUAAAUAGCUGGUCUUUUACUAAACCCCUUGUAGACUUCUUGUUUUUUUUUUUCCUUCGUUUUUCAUCCAAUCUUCUCUUCUAUGACAGCAUCAUCUCUUCAAGUCAUUGGUGCUGGUUUUGGACGGACUGGAACAGUGAGCUUACAAGCUGCUCUUAAUAAACUAGGUUACAAGACUCAUCAUUGUGCCAACCUGUAUGGGGAUGAAACUCAAGAUCCUGGUGUUUGGCUCCGAGCAUUUGAUCAUCCUGAUACUCACAAUGAUGAAUGGGAUAAAGUAUAUGGAGAUUAUACAGCAGCUGUGGAUUUCCCUACUGCUGUCUUUUAUAAAGAACUUAGUGAAAAAUAUCCUGAAGCCAAGUUCAUCUUAACCGUCCGAAGUCCUGAAAGUUGGUAUGAAUCCACUCAAAAAACAGUUUUCCAAGCAAUCAAUCUUCCAAUGAAAGGUCAUCAUAAAAAAGUACGUGAUAUUUUAAAACGUAUUACGCUAGAUGGUGUCAUGGAUGAAGAAGGCAUGCCUAGGGCACACGACAAGGAAUACAUGUGUCGAUUAUUUAUGGAUCAUAACGAGCGUGUCAAACAAACUAUCCCAGCUGAUCGUGUGCUCAUCAUGAAUUUAGGUGAUGGGUGGGAACCUCUAUGCCACUUUCUGGGUAAACCUAUUCCGGAUGAACCUUAUCCACAUAUGAAUAAAAGAGACACUUUCUAUGAAAAGGUGGCUUUUCUUAAUCUCUGUUAACAUUUCGCCAUCCAUUUCCUAUCCAAAUAUUAUGCCGUUGGUUGAUCAAUUACUUUUUCUUAUCAUAAGAUGUUGAUCAUAAUAUACAAACAAAUACAAACACAAAUAAAUAAAUGA